Messenger RNA from Capra hircus (goat), 2627 nucleotides. RefSeq names its product cysteine sulfinic acid decarboxylase (gene CSAD). Bases 544 to 2025 code for a protein of 493 amino acids. NCBI's taxonomy places the organism in Eukaryota, Metazoa, Chordata, Mammalia, Artiodactyla, Bovidae. The record is from RefSeq and is a predicted model, not a curated record. The transcript has 15 exons. Gene Ontology annotation, biological process: carboxylic acid metabolic process. Gene Ontology annotation, cellular component: cytoplasm. Gene Ontology annotation, molecular function: sulfinoalanine decarboxylase activity; pyridoxal phosphate binding.
UCUUCCCAACCCAGGGAUUAGAACCCAGGUCUUCAGCACUACAGGCGGAUUCUUUACUGGUUGAGCCACAUCUGAGGCCUGCCUAAACCAUUUUACCUCCCUAGUCUUGCUCCAGGUCGCUCCCCAUCUUAGCCUCUAGGGUCAGCAGCUACGGUUUCCUGCCUCUGCCCUAUUCCCUGCCCUUAUCUCUUAGCUGAGCAGCCCUCUCUCUUAUCCCCUCUCCAGGCCCUUUGGUUCUCGGUGGGAAGUCCGAUGUCCUGCUGGUUCUCCUCUCUGCUCCCCUCCAGCCUGAAGUGGAGGUGUUUCUGCCUUAUAUCUUCUCUCCUCCCUUCAUCGUGUCAGCUAACGAUUAUUCAGGAAACUUAUCUCAACCUGCUGGCCCUGUCCCAAAUCUUUAGGGCAAGGGUCAUGAGAGUGAUGUCACGGUCAUGUGCCUAUACCUUGCCCCCUCUGCUGCGCUGGUCCUAACACUCUAAAAAGCCAACUGUGUCCCCUGCCUCCAGUUUAUCUGGACAGAGACCUGAGCAGAAAGAUUUUCUCCUGAUGGCUGACUCUCAACCGCUCCUCUCCCUUGAUGGGGACCCUGUGGCUGCAGAAGCCUUGCUCCAGGAUGUGUUUGGGAUUGUGGUGGAUGAGGUUAUUCGAAAAGGGACCAGUGCCUCCGAGAAGGUCUGUGAGUGGAAGGAGCCCGAGGAGCUGAAGCAGCUGCUGGACUUGGAGCUGCGGCACGAGGGCGAGUCACAGGAGCAGAUCCUGGAGCACUGCCGGGCCGUGAUCCGAUACAGCGUGAAGACCUGUCACCCUCGUUUCUUCAACCAGCUCUUCUCAGGGUUGGAUCCCCAUGCCCUGGCCGGGCGCAUUGUCACAGAGAGCCUCAACACCAGCCAGUACACGUACGAAAUCGCCCCUGUGUUUGUCCUCAUGGAGGAGGAGGUGCUGAAGAAACUCCGGGCCCUGGUGGGCUGGAGCUCUGGGGACGGGGUCUUCUGUCCUGGUGGCUCCAUCUCCAACAUGUAUGCUGUGAACCUGGCCCGCUAUCAGCGAUACCCAGACUGCAAACAGAGGGGCCUCCGGGCACUGCCGCCCCUGGCCCUCUUCACAUCGAAAGAGUGUCAUUACUCCAUCAAGAAAGGAGCCGCUUUUCUGGGACUUGGCACCGACAGUGUCCGAGUGGUCGAGGCAGAUGAGAGAGGGAAAAUGAUCCCUGAGGAUCUGGAGAGGCAGAUCAGCUUGGCCAAGGCCGAGGGCGCCGUGCCAUUCCUGGUCAGUGCCACCUCUGGUACCACAGUGCUGGGGGCCUUUGACCCCCUGGAGGCAAUCGCGGAUGUGUGCCAGCAUCACGGGCUGUGGCUGCAUGUGGACGCUGCCUGGGGUGGGAGCGUCCUGCUGUCACAGACACAUAGACAUCUCCUGGCUGGCAUCCAGAGGGCUGACUCCGUGGCCUGGAAUCCCCACAAGCUCCUCUCCACAGGCCUGCAGUGCUCAGCUCUUCUUCUCCGGGACACCUCGAACCUGCUCAAGCGCUGUCACGGGUCCCAGGCCAGCUACCUCUUCCAGCAGGACAAGUUCUACGACGUGGCUCUGGACACGGGAGACAAGGUGGUGCAGUGUGGCCGGCGUGUGGACUGUCUGAAGCUGUGGCUCAUGUGGAAGGCACAGGGCGGGCAGGGGCUGCAGCGCCGUGUGGACCAGGCCUUUGCCCUUGCCCGGUACCUGGUGGAGGAGCUGAAGAAGCGGGAGGGAUUUGAGUUGGUCAUGGAGCCUGAAUUUGUCAACGUGUGUUUCUGGUUCGUGCCCCCCAGCCUGCGGGGGAAGAAGGAGAGUCCAGAUUACAGUGAAAGGCUGUCUAAGGUAGCCCCAAUCCUCAAGGAGCGCAUGGUGAGGAAGGGUUCCAUGAUGAUUGGCUACCAGCCCCAUGGUACCCGGAGCAACUUCUUCCGCAUGGUCGUGGCCAACCCUGCGCUGACACGGGCUGAUAUGGACUUCCUGCUGAAUGAGCUGGAACGGCUGGGCCAGGAUCUCUGAGUCGCUCCAUCUCGCUGCUGGCCUGGACCCCUCCCCCAAUCCUCGCCAUCUCCCUGUAUCUCCUCCCUGCGUUCUCCAAGAAGAAACUCUAGGAAACAAAGCGUAUUCAUUUUUCUGUGCUUUGACCCACUAGCUCGCCUGUAAAUUUCGGGCUGGCCAAAAAGUUGGUUCUGGUUUUUCCUCGUAACAUCUUAUAGAAACACCCAAAUGAACUUUUUGGCCAACCCAAUAUUUGAUAUUAAGAGGAUGUUUAAAUAAAUGGUAGGAUAUCUAUAUGGUAGAAUAUUGCUCUGCCAUUUAAAUUGUGUUUACAAAGAGGACUUUUAUAGAUAGGAGAAAAAUAAUUUUAAUACAAUGUUAUGUUGAGAAAGCUGAUAUGACUGUAUAUAUGGUAAUAUCUGACCUGUAUUCAAAAAUACAUAGGAAAAGACUGAUGAGAUGGAAUAUGCCAGAAUAUUAAUAGUUUUACCUGGGAUGGGAUUGUAAGCAGUUUGAAAAUGAACUUCUUUAUGCUUUUUGUGCUCCCUGCUUUUAUGAUAUAAUGAAUAUCUAUUGCAUUUAUUAAAAAUAGGAAAAUAAUAAAAGUUAAAUUUUCAGCCAUA